AGAUGACGUCACCUCUCAGUGACAGUGGGUGCUGCGGUAUCUGCGCUUCCUCUAAUCUCUCCUUAUUGAAACAUAUUUGACUGAAAAAGCUUCAUGAGCUGUUAGCGUGACUUUUAAGGACUGCCUUCUGAAAGAACACAGACACAUUUCUCCGUUUCGAAAAUCGGCUGGCUAAUGUUAGCCGUUUCCUGGUUAGAGUUGCAGCCAUUUUGGAUUUGUACAAAGAAAACAGGCAGCUGGUUGUGGUAGCUGUGAGUUAAUUCCUUUGUUCUUUUAAGAAGAAAACUGUGGGAUAAAAACAUUAUACAAGAGGAAGCAGUAAAAACGACCUAUCAACCAUGAAUCCAGAAUAUGAUUAUUUAUUCAAGCUACUUCUGAUUGGUGACUCAGGUGUAGGAAAGUCUUGUCUUCUUCUGAGAUUUGCGGAUGACACAUACACAGAAAGUUACAUUAGUACAAUUGGUGUGGACUUCAAAAUCCGAACCAUAGAACUGGACGGAAAGACGAUUAAGCUUCAGAUUUGGGACACUGCAGGGCAGGAAAGGUUUCGGACUAUUACUUCCAGCUACUAUAGAGGAGCUCAUGGAAUCAUAGUAGUGUACGACGUCACAGACCAGGAAUCUUUUAAUAACGUUAAACAGUGGCUACAGGAGAUUGACCGCUAUGCCAGUGAAAAUGUCAACAAACUACUGGUGGGAAAUAAGUGUGACUUAACGACAAAGAAAGUUGUGGACUACACAACAGCCAAGGAGUUUGCAGACUCUCUGGGCAUCCCCUUUUUGGAAACCAGUGCUAAAAAUGCAACCAACGUGGAGCAGGCUUUCAUGACCAUGGCAGCUGAGAUUAAAAAGAGAAUGGGCCCCGGGGCCACAGCCGGAGGUGGAGACAAACCCAACGUGAAGCUGACGCCAGGGACCACUGUCAAGUCAUCAUCAGGGGGCUGCUGUUGAGAGCACUGUGUUCUGUAGCCCACAGGACAGAGGGCAGAACUUUACACGUGUAAUGGCACUACCAAAUCAGACCCACAUCAUUCUGUCUUGGCCCGGACCACACCCCUGUCAUCUCAGACUCACUGUUAGGCCCAGUGAAUUUCUGAGCUCAAGAACCAGUGUCUGUUUCUUCAUUCCUCCACCAGGGGUCACUACUAAAUCACUUUAAUUAGGAUUUGUUUGUCCAUUUUGUUUUUUUGUUUUUUUUGUUUUUGGACUGUUUGUCAGGCAUGGUUGAUCUGUCCCCUGUACUAUUGGCAGUGUCUGUACUGUCCAGCAUUACACAUGUAGUGAUACAGUAUAUGUACAUAAAAACAUUAUGUAUAUAUAUAAAUAUAUAUUAUUGUAUGUAAAUUGGAUUUGACAGCUGGUGUUCAAUAUGCUAUUGGGAAAGUCUUGACAAUUAAUCCCUGCAUUCAAGAUAUGGCUAAGUGUAUGUCUGUUGCUAAACAUUUAAAAUGAAAAUAAAUCUUGUAACACCCAACUGUA
Molecule: messenger RNA, 1478 nt
Organism: Boleophthalmus pectinirostris (great blue-spotted mudskipper)
Lineage: Eukaryota; Metazoa; Chordata; Actinopteri; Gobiiformes; Gobiidae
Product: ras-related protein ORAB-1-like
Exons: 6
Coding region: 339-950 (203 amino acids)
Molecular function (GO): GTPase activity; GTP binding
Source: RefSeq, a predicted model, not a curated record